Rhodofomes roseus is the source of this 1591-nucleotide messenger RNA. Its product is annotated as cora-domain-containing protein. The record is from RefSeq and is a predicted model, not a curated record. Gene Ontology annotation, cellular component: mitochondrial inner membrane. Gene Ontology annotation, molecular function: magnesium ion transmembrane transporter activity. The transcript has 13 exons. NCBI's taxonomy places the organism in Eukaryota, Fungi, Basidiomycota, Agaricomycetes, Polyporales, Fomitopsidaceae. Bases 109 to 1503 code for a protein of 464 amino acids. Gene Ontology annotation, biological process: mitochondrial magnesium ion transmembrane transport.
ACCGACGCGAUCCUCGUCGCGUCGACAGACCCGCCGCUGAGCUUGUUUGCCGACCUCGACCACCUCCUGCUGUCUCUCGCUCCCUCGGGCGGCCCACGCUUUCCGCGCAUGCAUAUGCUGCAGUGGACGUCAGUGAAUAACCAUGUAACAAGCCUCAUUCGCAACGUAGCAGGGCACGGCUCGUUGCAUCUAUCGAAAGCGCCUCCUGCGCGAAGACUAUAUUCUUGCCGCACCGGUAUCGGAUGGAUGUCAGUUGCUGCAUCUCAGCAAUAUACUCGCUGUGCGUCCUUAGCGUCCCAUAAUGCUCGCAAAACGCUGUGGUGUCAGCCUGUGCGUAGGAGUUUGGCAUGGCUGCCCAGACUCAGCCGCCGCCCAACCGAACCGGACAGUGAACCCUCAGACGGUCUGGAGGAGGCUGCGAAGGUGGCGAUCUUGGAGAAGGCUAUGAAAGGACGACAGCCGACCGACCUCAUGCUGAGAUGCACUAUCCUGGACGCUGAUGGCAAUGUCAAGACCAUUUCGGGUCAAUUCAGAAGAGCCGACCUCUGUUCGGAGCAUCGUUUGAACCCCCGUGAUCUGAGAAAAAUUGACUCGCGAAUACCUAACCUUGUGCCCACAAUAUUGGUGCGAAAAGAGGUUAUCCUUGUCAACAUCCUGCACAUUCGUGCCCUUGUCAAGGCAGACACCGUCGUUCUCUUCGAUACCUAUGGUUCGGCAGACUCCAGGCUUCACUCCGUGUUCCUCUAUCACCUCGAGCACAAUCUCAAGACCAAGAGUCCGGGAUUGCCUUAUGAGUUUAGAGCACUCGAUUCUAUCCUUCUCUCCGUGCUGAGCGCCCUGGAGGCUGAAAUGGUCUUCAUUCGCAACCUCAUCGGCGGUUUGCUAGCGGAGUUAGAGGACGACAUUGAUCAUGAUCGCUUCAAGCGGUUACUUCAUUACUCUCGGCGCCUCGCCAGCUUCCAAAACCGCGCGAAACUGGUGCAAGAGGCUCUCGAGGAAGUGCUGGAACAAGACGAGGACUUAGCCGCGAUGUACCUCACGGACAAAAAGAACGGCAUACAGCGGAGGCUGAGCGAUCAUGAAGAUCUUGAGGUACUGCUCGAAUCGUUCUCUAAGCAAGUGGAGGAGAUUGUGAACGAAGCGGAAAACAUACAGAGCAAUGUGCAAUCUACGCAAGAAAUUGUUGAAUUAGUAUUAGACUCUAAUCGUAAUGAACUACUCGCACUGGAUCUCAAGAUCUCAAUAUGGACUAUGGGAAUUGGAAUGGGAACACUAGUAGCCGGUCUGUUCGGCAUGAACCUCAAGAGCACUCUCGAGGAAAACGAAUACGCGUUCGGCAUCUUGUCGAUCGCCUCACUUCUCAUAGCCUGCCUGUUCUCGUGGAACGGCCUACGUCGACUCGCGAAAAUCCGCAAGGUCGGGCUCGGCUCGAAGAACCGCAAGGUGUCCGAGCAGUUCUUGCUCCGAGAGUACUUACGUUCGAAAGGGGGUGAAGGCUGGUGAUGAUCACCACGAUGUGCUGCUCUACGCGUAGCUGCGAUACCGUUCCGUCAUUGCAUUGAUCCACAAUCCCAUAGUAGAUAGAAGGCAU